Molecule: messenger RNA, 1204 nt
Organism: Silurus meridionalis
Lineage: Eukaryota; Metazoa; Chordata; Actinopteri; Siluriformes; Siluridae
Product: actin, alpha cardiac muscle 1-like
Exons: 6
Coding region: 16-1149 (377 amino acids)
Biological process (GO): actin-myosin filament sliding; heart contraction; actin filament organization
Cellular component (GO): actin filament; sarcomere
Molecular function (GO): myosin binding
Source: RefSeq, a predicted model, not a curated record
UUUAGACUGUCCAACAUGUGUGAUGAUGAUGAGACUACAGCUCUGGUGUGUGAUAACGGCUCUGGCCUGGUGAAAGCCGGCUUUGCUGGAGAUGAUGCACCGAGGGCGGUUUUCCCGUCUAUUGUCGGUCGCCCACGCCAUCAGGGCGUCAUGGUUGGUAUGGGACAAAAAGAUUCCUAUGUGGGUGAUGAAGCUCAGAGUAAGAGAGGCAUUCUGACCCUUAAGUACCCUAUUGAGCAUGGCAUUAUCACUAACUGGGAUGAUAUGGAAAAGAUCUGGCACCACACAUUUUACAACGAGCUGCGUGUGGCACCUGAGGAGCACCCGACCCUGCUAACUGAGGCUCCUCUCAACCCCAAGGCCAAUCGAGAGAAGAUGACACAGAUCAUGUUUGAGACCUUUAAUGUGCCUGCCAUGUAUGUGGCUAUCCAAGCCGUGCUCUCUCUUUAUGCUUCUGGCCGCACAACAGGUAUCGUGCUUGACUCGGGUGAUGGUGUGACUCACAAUGUGCCCAUUUAUGAGGGUUACGCUCUUCCUCAUGCUAUCAUGAGACUAGACCUGGCUGGUCGGGACCUCACAGACUAUCUCAUGAAAAUCCUCACUGAGCGUGGCUACUCCUUUGUAACGACAGCUGAGCGUGAGAUUGUGCGAGACAUUAAAGAGAAAUUAUGCUAUGUGGCAUUGGACUUUGAGAAUGAAAUGGCUACAGCUGCCUCCUCCUCAUCUUUGGAAAAAAGUUAUGAGCUGCCUGAUGGACAGGUGAUCACAAUCGGAAAUGAACGAUUCCGCUGCCCUGAGACUCUCUUCCAGCCUUCUUUUAUAGGCAUGGAGUCUGCUGGAAUUCAUGAAACCACGUAUAACAGCAUUAUGAAAUGUGAUAUUGACAUCCGUAAGGAUCUGUAUGCCAACAAUGUACUCUCUGGUGGCACCACUAUGUAUCCUGGUAUUGCUGACCGCAUGCAGAAGGAAAUCACAUCCCUCGCACCUAGCACAAUGAAAAUUAAGAUCAUUGCUCCUCCUGAGCGCAAGUACUCUGUUUGGAUUGGAGGCUCCAUCCUGGCCUCCCUCUCCACCUUCCAGCAGAUGUGGAUCAGUAAAGAAGAGUAUGAUGAGGCUGGACCCUCCAUUGUCCACCGAAAGUGCUUUUAAGCAUGACCAUCUUGGCUGCUACACACAGUCACUCUCACAAUAUUUGUAAAAUAUA